AUGGUCCGCCCACAUAGCUCCAUCCUUCGGGGAGCUCUGCGUACCAUUCAACCUCGCCCAGCUACGGGCAUCCCACAGCAAAGACUUUUUGCCGCCUCUGCACGAUGCCGCGCCAACGAAAAGCAGCAAGCUUCCUUCAAGAGCCAGCUCUAUGAAAGCACCCAGCAGCGUCUGAAGCGCGAGCGCGCGGAGCAGGAGCGCUUCGCUCAAUAUCAGACUCAAUCGUCUGGUGGUCGCUAUGCUGCCAUGAUGUUCGCUUUGAUCUUCUUCUCAUCCGGCGCUUAUUACCUCGGAUCCCUCAAACCUGCUGCCCUCCCCACCUCCUCUACUACCUCCCUUGCAGACCUCGAGCCCCCCAAGCACAAUGUCUCCCAGUCCAAUCUACAGGCCGCUUGGUCCGACUUUGUCGAGAUCCUCGGCAAAGAGAACGUCUCAACCUCCCCCGGUGAUCUCGAGACGCAUGCUGGCUCUGACUGGUCCUCUUAUACUCGCAAGGAGGACGAGAAACCCUUCCUCAUCCUCUAUCCCGCCUCUACCGAGGAGGUCUCACGUAUCAUGAAAGUUUGUCAUCAGCGCGUCAUUCCCGUUACCCCGUACUCGGGCGGAACCAGUCUGGAGGGCCACUUUGCAUCCACUCGUGGCGGCGUAUGCAUUGACUUCCGUCGUAUGAACCGCAUUUUGGACCUUCACAAGCGUGAUUUGGAUGUCGUGGUCCAGCCCGCCGUUGGCUGGGAGGACUUGAACGAGGAACUCGCCAAGGAUGGCCUUUUCUUCCCCCGGACCCCGGUCCCGGUGCCAUGA
Molecule: messenger RNA, 801 nt
Organism: Penicillium daleae
Lineage: Eukaryota; Fungi; Ascomycota; Eurotiomycetes; Eurotiales; Aspergillaceae
Product: FAD-binding oxidoreductase
Exons: 2
Coding region: 1-801 (266 amino acids)
Biological process (GO): lactate catabolic process
Cellular component (GO): mitochondrion
Molecular function (GO): D-lactate dehydrogenase (NAD+) activity; D-lactate dehydrogenase (cytochrome) activity; FAD binding
Source: RefSeq, a predicted model, not a curated record